Molecule: messenger RNA, 558 nt
Organism: Emericellopsis atlantica
Lineage: Eukaryota; Fungi; Ascomycota; Sordariomycetes; Hypocreales; Bionectriaceae
Exons: 2
Coding region: 1-558 (185 amino acids)
Source: RefSeq, a predicted model, not a curated record
AUGGCCUCCCACGUCAACGGCGACAUGCCCAACCAUACUCAGCAUUCAGCCUUCAUCCAGCAUCUUCUUGACUACCCCGUCAUCAGCGACGGCGUUCACACCUUCAAGUCCCACGAGCUCGGACAGCGCUCCAUUGCCAUCACCGAAUCAGCCUACAAGACCAUCGCCUCGAACAUCUUCCCCUACAUCACCAAGCCCUACCAGUAUGUGAGCCCGUACGUCUCGCGUGCCGACGAGCUCGGCGACAAGACCCUCGCCCGUCUCGACAAGCGCUUCCCCGUCGUCAAGAAGCCCACCGGCGAGCUCUACGCCGACACCAAGAGCCUUGUCUGGUUCCCUGUCAACAAGGCCACCGAGGGCCGCGACCACGUAUACAGCGUUUACUCGUCCGAGGUCAAGAAGAAUGGCGAUGGUAGCAGGCUAGUUGGGUACGGCAAGGCCGCUGUCCUCACGGCCUUUGUUGUGAGCAACGAGACGCUGGGCUGGUUGAGCAAGUUUCUGUCGCGAAAGAAGGAGCAGGCAAGCGAGGCUGUCAACAGCCACAAGGUGAACCAGUAA